Molecule: messenger RNA, 2543 nt
Organism: Dromiciops gliroides (monito del monte)
Lineage: Eukaryota; Metazoa; Chordata; Mammalia; Microbiotheria; Microbiotheriidae
Gene: OLFM2
Product: olfactomedin 2
Exons: 6
Coding region: 748-2106 (452 amino acids)
Biological process (GO): signal transduction
Source: RefSeq, a predicted model, not a curated record
UUAUUCCUCCAGCCUGUGGCACAUUUUGGUCUCUCCAGGCAAACACAUCAAUUCAACACACACUUGCCAAGACCAUCUGUGUGCCCUGUUCGGUGCUGAGUGACACACAGUCUGUGGCAUCGGGGACCUCACUGUCUGGCGGGAGCCAUAAGACAGACAUAAUUGGUGCAAGAUAUAAUGAGAAGUCAUAAAAAGGCAAAGAGCCCCCUGAGGCAGGAAGCAGCACGGGAGGGGAGCUCUAGUGGACCCAGGUGGAGAUUGGGAAUUGGAUUUGGCGCUCACUAACCCUGUGACCCAGGCUACUGCCUCCUUUUUGUCAUCAGUUUCCACAUUCAUAAAAGGAGGGGGCGGGGUUGGACUUGGUGACUGAUGAAGAAAGAAUUAAAGCCGUUAGGGGAGAUCUUUUGGAAGAGCUUCAUUGAAGGAGGUGGCUUUGGAGCCAGCCCAUUAGGGACAAGUAAGAUUUCAACAGAAAGAGAUGGGAAUGCUGCUGUCCCCAUUGAUAGCGCCUGGAGGGCUGAGGUGAAUGAGGUGGAGCAAAGAGGGGAGCAUCAGUGGCCAUUACCUUAACAUGACUCUCAGGAACCCCAAACUCAUUGGGGAGGCAGAGAGCAGAAUUAUCUUCGGAUGCAGGGAGACAGAUGCGUGAUGUGAGCAGAAAAUCAUUUCUCCUGAGCUGCCAAGAGGGAACUGCAAGAUUCUGAGGGAGGUCAGCUCCUUUGGGGGAGAGGCGGGUCUGUGCUCAUCAUGGAAUGCCCAGCCAUGCGGAUUCUAAACAGCCUUGGCAUUAGCCAAGAGACGCUCUUCCAGAGUCCCGAGGAUGGCUGGCAGCUCUACACCUCGGCCCAGGCUCCAGACGGGAAGUGUGUGUGCACAGCGGUCAUCCCUGCACAGAACAGCUGUUCCCGUGAUGGCCGGAGUAGGGAGCUGAGGCAGCUCAUGGAGAAGGUCCAAAAUGUCUCCCAGUCCAUGGAAGUCCUUGAGCUACGGACAUUUCGUGACCUACAGUAUGUAAGGAAUACAGAGUCCCUCAUGAGAAGCUUGGACUCAAGGCUCCGGGCAGCUGAUGGGGCCCGAAGCUUGUCUGCCAAGAAUUUCCAGGAGCUGAAGGACAGGAUGACGGAGCUACUACCCCUGAGCUCAGUAUUGGAGCAGUACAAGGCAGAUACAAGGACGAUUGUGCGCUUGAGAGAGGAGGUGAGGAACCUAUCAGCAAGCCUGGCAGCCAUCCAGGAGGAGAUGGGUGCCUUUGACUAUGAGGAACUGCAGCAACGCGUGCUAGUGCUUGAGGCCCGGCUCCAUGCCUGUGCACAGAAGCUGGGCUGUGGCAAGCUCACUGGAGUCAGUAACCCCAUCACCAUCCGCGCCAUGGGCUCCCGUUUUGGAUCCUGGAUGACAGACACCAUGGCCCCCAGUGCAGACAGUCGUGUAUGGUACAUGGAUGGCUACUACAAGGGACGGCGGGUGCUUGAAUUCCGCACUUUGGGUGACUUUGUGAAGGGGCAGAACUUCAUUCAGCAUCUAUUGCCACAGCCAUGGGCAGGCACAGGCCAUGUGGUCUACAAUGGCUCACUCUUCUACAACAAGUACCAGAGCAACGUGGUGGUGAAAUAUCAUUUCCGGUCACGCUCAGUGCUGGUCCAGCGCAGUCUGCCUGGGGCUGGCUACAACAAUACCUUCCCCUACUCCUGGGGUGGCUUCUCUGACAUGGACCUCAUGGUGGAUGAGAGUGGCCUGUGGGCUGUCUACACCACCAACCAGAAUGCGGGCAACAUCGUGGUGAGCCGGCUGGACCCCCACACCCUCGAGGUCAUGCGGUCAUGGGACACAGGUUACCCCAAGCGCAGUGCAGGUGAGGCCUUCAUGAUCUGUGGCGUUCUCUAUGUGACCAACUCACACCUGGCUGGGGCCAAGGUCUACUUCGCUUACUUCACCAACACAUCAAGCUAUGAGUACACGGACGUACCCUUCCACAACCAGUACUCCCACAUCUCCAUGCUGGACUAUAACCCUCGUGAACGUGCCCUCUACACCUGGAACAAUGGCCACCAAGUGCUCUAUAAUGUCACUCUCUUCCAUGUCAUCAGCACAGCUGGAGGCCCCUAGGACCCAGCCUAGGGGGGUGCCUGUAGGGGGAGGGGAGCCUCUCUCUGUCGCUGUCUUCCUAUUUUGAUCUGUCUCUCUUUUUCUCUCAAUCUGUCUAUCUCUGUGUCUCUAUUUCAGUCUCUCUUUUGGUCUGCCUGUUUCUCUUUCAAUCUCUUUCUAAAUGUCUGUGUCUCUCCCUGUCUCUCUAUAGCGCUGUCUCUGUUUCUUUCUUGGUAAUUCUGGGUGCCUCUCUUGCUCUCUCUAUAUCUAUGCAAGGAUCUAUGGAUUUAGAUAUAGAUUAGGGCCUCUGUCUCUCUCUGUCUCUGUCUCCAUCUCCCCACCAUCCCCUGUCCCAUCCUGCCUAGGGAAUCUGCCUAGGAAUUGACUGCAUGAAUCGACUUCUUUUUUUAUUUAUUGCUUUUCUUUCUGGCUCAAUAAACAGGAACUUUGACAUUUUC